This is a messenger RNA of Aspergillus pseudotamarii, 1023 nucleotides long. RefSeq lists its product as uncharacterized. The record is from RefSeq and is a predicted model, not a curated record. The transcript has 3 exons. Lineage: Eukaryota; Fungi; Ascomycota; Eurotiomycetes; Eurotiales; Aspergillaceae. Bases 1 to 1023 code for a protein of 340 amino acids.
AUGUUUUUCUCGACCUCCCUCAGCCUUAUAGCCACCCUCGCGGUCUCCCUCUACAACAGCCUCGCCGCAGCAGACACCUACGAUGGCGACUGCAAGGGCGACAACCCCGUCAGACUCCGCAUCGGCAACGGAGGCGCCGGCCAAAGCGGUCUCGUAAAAGAACUAGCCACUCACUUCAUCCAAAACCAAACCAACAACUGCCAAGACACCAGCAAAGCCUUCACCAUAGAAUGGGUAACCGGCGACACCACCGAAACAAUCAACAGCCUGAAAUCCAAAAAGAUAGACAUAGGAAUCACAUACCACAAGACAGCCGAGCAAAUCGCAAUCAACAACGGUUUCGCCUCCGGCUGCAAAUACAAAGAUGAGAACACCACAACACCCUGCUUCGGUGACAACAACUGCAAGAAUUACGAGGAACGGCCGUGCUACAUCUUCCGUGAUCACUUCUACCUGGCUGGGCCGAAGAAUAACACCGCCGAUAUCCAGGAUGAGGAUGAUAUCACGGAGACGUUCUCGAAGUUGUAUAAUGCGGGGGAGAAUGGGACUGCACGGUUUUUGAGUCGGUUUGAUAAGUCGGCGACGAAUAUUAAGGAUUCGGAGUUGUGGAUUGCUAUUGGACAGGUUCCCUGGGCAAUAGCCUACUCCAAAUGGUACCACCAGUACAUGGACUAUCCGAUCCAGGCGUUGACCGCCGCGAUCAAACUCGAGGAAUAUACCGUCACCGAUCGUGGAACGUACCUCACGCUCCGCAACACGGACAAGGAUCUUGCGGACCAGCUGGAGAUCUACAAGCGCGGCGAUGAGUACGAGGAGCUGCUCAACCCGGCCGAUAUCAUCAUCUCCAAGGACUCAGAUAACAAGGAACUGGCGCAGGACUUCGUGCAAUGGGUUCUCAGUGGUGAUGGCCAGGAUGUUAUUGCGAACUUCCACAAGGAGGAUGGGUACUGUCUGUACAAGGGUUUCCCGACUGAUGAUGGUGAGGAUGUGGAGGCUCCGGACUGCAAGUGGGAGCUGAGCUAG